Molecule: messenger RNA, 1142 nt
Organism: Uranotaenia lowii
Lineage: Eukaryota; Metazoa; Arthropoda; Insecta; Diptera; Culicidae
Exons: 4
Coding region: 120-752 (210 amino acids)
Biological process (GO): removal of superoxide radicals
Molecular function (GO): superoxide dismutase activity; copper ion binding
Source: RefSeq, a predicted model, not a curated record
UUAGAUCAUUUGUGCUCCAUACUUUGAGGUGUUCAGUUGUGUACUUCAGUUGUAGACUAGUUUUUAUAUACCACCUGUUUUUUAUAAUUGUAAUCAGUAUUAUAUACAUAUCUGCAAACAUGAAGGUGCUGAUAGUUUUAACGAUUUUGGGAAUUGUUACUAUUGUGAGAAGUGACCAGGCAAAAAAAGCGAUCGCGAUCAUUCAGAGCGCCUCCGGUGUGAUUGGUAAUGUAACACUAUCUCAACCAUCGUGUACAGAACCGGUUUUCAUUGAAGUUAAUGUGAUUGGCCUGGCACCUGGCAAGCAUGGAUUCCACAUUCAUGAGAAAGGAGAUCUCAGUGAUGGGUGCACCAGCACUGGAGGGCAUUAUAAUCCGGACAAAGUUUCACAUGGAGCGCCCAAUGAUCAGGUUCGUCACGUGGGUGACCUCGGAAAUAUCGCAGCCGACGAGAGCGGCAUAGCAAAAACUUCGUUUUCUGACACGGUUGUAUCCCUCUUUGGGGCACACAGCGUUCUCGGUCGUGCAAUCGUCAUCCAUGCGGAAAUCGAUGACUUGGGCAAAACAAAUCAUCCGGACUCGCUCAAGACCGGAAACGCAGGAGGUCGCGUAGGAUGUGGUGUGAUCGGAAUUCUGUCCAGUGUAGAGCCAGAACAAAGCUGUAACAGCGGCCAAAAGGCAUUGGUCAUUUCGCUCCUGGCGAUAGUUAGUGGACUAGCCUGCCUAUGGGUGAACCGAAAACUAAGAGAAUGAAAGUCUCACGCGAAAGCUGCUCAUCAAUCAUGACCAAAAACAUCGCUGAUGCCAUGUGGUGCUCCAGCUACCAUUGAAAAAGAUGACAGGUGGUUCAAUGAACUAAAUAAAUUUGAAAAAAAAAAUAUACAAAACGCCACCCACCUUAAGGUACCCUUUUCUUCUCGCUAAAUAGACGCGCCAUUCUUUCUAUAAGUAUGCUGACAAAGAAGAAAAUAAUUACAAAUAAGUUUAAGCGGUUCUUCGCGUGUUAACUAUUUUCAUUUUAUAUAGUCCGGUAAACAUAUGUAUGUGGAGCUGGAGAUUUGCUGCCCUAUGUAUUUCAGCAAGAUGUUAAUUUAUAGAUAUGUAUAUGAAUAAACUAUCUUCAACUGGUAUGGAAAUGCUUAA